Molecule: messenger RNA, 1758 nt
Organism: Contarinia nasturtii (swede midge)
Lineage: Eukaryota; Metazoa; Arthropoda; Insecta; Diptera; Cecidomyiidae
Exons: 4
Coding region: 151-1635 (494 amino acids)
Biological process (GO): SCF-dependent proteasomal ubiquitin-dependent protein catabolic process
Cellular component (GO): nucleus; cytoplasm
Molecular function (GO): cullin family protein binding
Source: RefSeq, a predicted model, not a curated record
CGAUACACUGUUAUCACUGUCCAUAGUUUAUUGUGUGUUUAUUGUGCUGUGCCAAUUGAAAUCCCGUCGCUUCGAAAACUAUCAUUCUAUUGAAAAUCCAUUGCAGGCUAUUUUCACGAAUUUUCUGGCCGAAUUUUGAAAGUGCAAAAAAUGCCAAAAAUCAUCAAAUUAAAAUCGUGCGAUGACAGAAUUUACGAGAUUAGCCGUGAAGCUAUUAAGCACAUAAUAAUGAUCGAUACAAUGUUAAAUGACACGGGUGGAGCAGAAGGGGAUGGUGAAAUUGUCAUUCCUGUAGCUAAUGUGGCAUGGCAUCAUUUGAGACGUAUCAUAAGAUGGUGCGAAUACCACAAAGAAGAUCCAGUUGAGAUGUACAAUGAUGAUGAUGCACUUCAGAAUCCAAAGCCCGAUGACCUUGGUCUUGUCUUCAAACGCGUCGAUCCCCUUCCACAGUGGGAUAUUGAUUUACUAAACAUUCCUCAAGGUAACAUAUUCGAUCUAAUCAAGGCUUGCAAUUAUCUGAAUGCCAGAGGACUGAAAAAUGCUGCGUGUAAAAAAAUCGCAGCGAUGUUUAAAGACAAACUACCAGCAGCAAUUCGUGAAACAUUUAAACUUAAAGACGAUCACAAUAGAAAACAAAAGGCAAAGAUGAAAAAGGAAGAUAAAUAUGCACCGGGUGGAUUUAUCAACUGGGCAAAUACAAUACAUGCCAAUCAGAACGUGAUACCCAACGCAGUGCAGACACCAAGCGCACCAAAAACAGUGGCACAAGCUAAUGGAGAUGCUCAACCGGGAACUUUAAAACAGGCUCAAUUUGAUGUUCAACCAGGAACGUCAAAAGCGGCCUAUUUAGAUUCACAGCCAAGUACAUCGAAACAAGCCAAUUGGGAGCCUCAACCGGGAACAUCAAAACAGGUCCAAUUCAAUGUUCAACCAGGAACGUCAAAAGCGGCCAAUUUAUAUUCACAGCCAAGCACAUCGAAACAAGCCAAUUGGGAUGCUCAACCGGGAACAUCAAAACAGGCUCAAUUUGAUGUUCAACCAGGAACGUCACAAGGGGUCAUUCGAUAUGCACAGCCAAGUAUACCGAAACAAGUCAAUUUGGAUGCUCAACCAGGAACAUCAAAACAGGUCCAGUUUAAUGUUCAACCAGGAACUUCAAAAGCGGCCAAUUUAUAUUCACAACCAAGUACAUCGAAACAACCCAAUUGGGAUGCUCAACCAGGAACGUCAAAAGCUACCAAUUUAUAUUCACAACCAAACACAUUCAACCAGGCCAAUCAGUUUGUUCAUCCGGGAACGUCAAAUGUGGUCAAUCCUAAUGUCCAACCAGUAACAUCAAAACAGGCCCAAUUUAAUGUUCAAUCAGAAACGUCACAAGGGGUCGUUCGAGAUUCACAGCCAUUUACUUCAAAACAAGCCAAUGGUAAUACUCAACCACGCACAUCCAACCAGGCCAAUCAGUUUGUUCAUCCGGGAAUGUCAAAAGAUGACAAUCGUAAUGAAAAACCAGAAACGUCAAAACAGGUCAAUACGUAUGAACAACCAACCAGAAAAAGUGAGCGCAUCAGGAACCGAAAAGCAGGCCAAUCGUCUAAACCAUCCAUUUUGACAAUUUCAACCAUGCCAAAGUUAUAAGUAUAUAUCCCAAUCAUGGAAGACACCAGGACAUAAAUUUUACUAAUAAUGUUGGACGAUUUUAUUGAAAAAUAGAGCUUAUUGAAAAAGUGUUAGGAAUAAAGAUAUAGACAACAUCAGCAA